Messenger RNA from Suncus etruscus (white-toothed pygmy shrew), 676 nucleotides. It is a transcript of the gene SMIM13, whose product is annotated as small integral membrane protein 13. The record is from RefSeq and is a predicted model, not a curated record. The coding region runs from base 262 to 525 and encodes 87 amino acids. The transcript has 2 exons. Lineage: Eukaryota; Metazoa; Chordata; Mammalia; Eulipotyphla; Soricidae.
CUGCCGCAGGGGCGACUAGUCGGAGAUCUUGGGGAGCUAGAAAGCAAGAAAGCAACCUGCGAGUUCCAAGGCGGAGAGGGCGAGGGCGAAAGACACUACUGCACACGACGUCCCUUCUCACCCUCUCUCUUCAGCCAGCCAGUCAGCCAUGGCGAGCGCCUCCAGUUCCCAGGAGCGAUGAGCCACUAAGGGGCAACCCCGAGGCCCACCCGGAGGAGGUUUCGUCGGCUGGGACCGAGCUCCUGAGCACCGAGACCCAACAUGUGGCACAACGUGGGGCUCACCCUGCUCGUGUUCGUGGCCACGCUGCUCGUCGUGCUGCUGCUCAUGGUGUGCGGUUGGUAUUUCGUCUGGCAUCUCUUUUUAUCAAAAUUCAAGUUUCUGCGGGAACUUGUUGGAGACACAGGAUCCCAAGAAGGAGACCGUGAGCCUUCAGGGUCUGAAGCAGAAGAAGAUGCUUCAUCAUCGUCACACAGAAUCAGAUCUGCUCGCCAAAGGAGGGUCCCUGCUGAUGAAGAUCACUGACCCUUGUUGGUGCAUGGUGAAAAGCAGUUGGGAGCCUAUCUUUAUACUUGGCCUUGCAACAAGACUGAAGACUAUUUGUACUUGAAUUUUAAAUCCAAUGAAAAAAUAUUUACAUGUAAGCCAUAUGAAAAUAAAGGGAAUUGAAACCAAA